Molecule: messenger RNA, 3790 nt
Organism: Hemibagrus wyckioides
Lineage: Eukaryota; Metazoa; Chordata; Actinopteri; Siluriformes; Bagridae
Exons: 7
Coding region: 317-1183 (288 amino acids)
Biological process (GO): cell surface receptor signaling pathway; cellular response to lipopolysaccharide; positive regulation of T cell proliferation
Cellular component (GO): external side of plasma membrane
Source: RefSeq, a predicted model, not a curated record
CCACCAGAACCCUGUUGAAUUUUCCCUGUUGAAAAUGCUGGAGUCAACGCACUGCCUGUUCAUCUGCUUGUUCAAAACUUAAAUAAACUUAAAAAGCUAAUAGAUACUUUUAAUAGAUCAAGUCCCAGAUUCACACUGUGCAUUCUCUCCAAAUCCUUGAAUGUCACUAGAAAGAGAAAGUAAAAGCUUUCUCAUUGUUGCGUUAUGACUGUAAAAUGGCGGUUGGCAGCUGAUUUUUAUUGUGCUGAAUAUACAAGAAACUUUCUUCCAUCUCCAAGAAAAUCUACAGAAACUCCACAAGAGUCUUACGGUCAUCAUGUCCCUCCUUUAUAUUUCCAUCUUAUGGGUCACUGCCUGUGUGGACAGUGCAGAAUCUCUGGUUAAUGUAUCAGCUCCAGUGGGUUCCACAGUCCUCCUGCCAUGUAAACUGACUGAAGUCUUCACCCAAACAUCACUUAUUCAGUGGAAGAUCAACAACAAAGAUCUUGUGUUUGAGAGAAGCAGUGAUGCUACGAGUCCAGGUUCAGGAUAUGAAGGCCGUGUGGAUAUUCCUCUGGAUGAACUACAUAAAGGAAACUGUUCCCUGGUGUUGAAGAACGUCAGAAUCACUGAUGACCAUUUAUACAGUACCUUUACAGUGGAACAUGUGGACAGUACUAACCCUACAGAGGCUAAAGAAAUCGCCAGGGUUAGACUCUCAGUCGAUGUCCUUCAGUUAUCAGCUCGAGUGGGUUCCACAGCUGUCCUGCCGUGUGAAUGGAGCCAUCUGUCCAUCCAGACACCUCAUGUUGAGUGGGUUAUCGAUUCUGAGAUUGUGUUUGAGCGAAAGGGUAAAGAGUCAUUUCCGGGUGAAGGAUAUGAGGGCCGUGUGGACGUUCCUGAGGACGAGCUGCUUAAAGGAAACUGUUCCCUGGUGUUGAAGAACGUCAAUGUUACUGAUGCAGGAAUCUACAGCAGCUCCAUGCUAGUGAAAGACACACAGGAACACAGGAACUUCUUAGUCCAGAAGAUUAAACUGUCAGUUGAUGAUGAGACUCGUUCUUCAUUGGAGGAUUCAGAUUCACACCAGACUGGAGGGAACAACUGGAUUAUCUGGUUAUGUGUUGGGAUUGGAAUUGUAAUCAUCAUCAUCAUCAUCAUCAGUGUGUAUGUGGGCUACAAGUUCAAAGAUAAAACUGGUUGAAAUUUAUCAUCAUGCUGCAGUCGCACCACCAACUCCACUGAACAGCAUUCCACUGUAUUGCAUAGAUGUGUCUAACAUUUGAGUACUGAACAAGCCAAAUACGAGUCUUCCUGAUCACACACACACACACACACACACACACUUGUCCUCUGAUCCUUGCUCUGUAACCCUGUGGUCUGUGGAUUGAAGAAUUCUCUGAAAGACGGGGAGGAGCCGAAGUCGUUUCCAUAUGAAAUUUAAAGUGGACUGAGGCGAUCACCAAUUUGUGUAGAGUUUAUGGAGAAUAGCAGAAUUUUUCGUGGGGCUGAGGAGAAAUGUUAUUAUUAUUUACCUUAUAAUUUUCCAGAUUAUAUGUACUAUGAGCAAAUAGAAAAAUAUUGACUUUUACACUUUAUUGCACUUUAACUGCAAAUUAAAAUAAAAACAUUGUGCUGCUCAGUCUCCAUGCUCACACUCAGUCUGAAGUUUUCCUACUCUAUAAUACUCUUAUUCAUUUAAUAUGAUGCAUUAUUAAUUAUCAAUCCAGUUUAGUUUAAGGUGCUUAAAUUAGAAAGUUGAGAAGAAAAGUGUGAAAUACUAUUAUAAAUAUAUGGGAAACCAGUGGCAGAUUUUUUUUUAAACCAUAUAACAAUACAUAAACAGGGAAAGAUAAGAGCUAGUUUAAGUGCCUCAGGAAAAGGUAGGUCUUAAGACGUCAGAGACUCUGCUGUACGGACAUCUAGGGGAAGUUCAUCCCACCACCUCGGUGCCAGAACAGAGAAGAGUCUAGCUGAAUACCUACCUUUUACCCUGAGAGAUGGUGGGACCAGUCGGGCAGUGCUAGUGGACCUGAGGGAGCGAGGUGCAGUGUGAGGAGUAAUAAGAUCUUUGAGGUAAGAUGGAGCUGGUCCAUUCUUGGCUUUGUAGAAAAGCAUCAGUGUUUUCAAUCUGAUGCGUGCAGCUACCGGAAGCCAGUGGAGGAGCAGCAGUGGGGUGGUGUGGGAGAACUUAGGCAGGUUGAAAACAAGCUGUGUAGCUGCAUUUUGGAUCUUUUGCAGUGGACGAGUUGUAUUCAGAGGAAGACCUGCCAGUAAAGUGUUGCAGUAGUCCAGUUUCGAAAUAACCAGAGACUGAACAAGCACUUGAGUAGCCUGUGUGGAUAGAAAUGGUCAAAUCCUUCUGAUGUUGUACAGAAGAAACCGACAUGAGUGUGUCACAUUAGCAACAUGGGAGGAAAAGGACAGUUGAUUGUCCAUGGUUACCCCAAGGUUGUGAGCAGUGGCUGAAGGGGAGGUCAUUGAGUUGUUCAGAGAUAAUGCAAGAUCCUGGGGAUGAAUCACCUGGGAUGACCAGCAGUUCAGUUUUGCUGGGAUUGAGUUUCAGCUGAUGAGCCGUCAUCCAAGAUGAAAUGUCUGACAGACACGCUGAGAUCCGAGCAGAAGCUGUGGUAGGAGGUCAAGGAGGAUGAGGACCGAUGGCAGCUUGGCUGAUCUAGCAGUAUGUAGUUUCUCAGUGACUGCCAAAAGAGCAGUCUCUGUGGAAUGUGCUGUUUUGAAGCCAGACUGGUUGGGAUCAUGGAGGUUAUUCUGCAAGAGAUAGUCAGACAGCUGAUUAUAAACAAUUCGUUCGAGAAUUUUUGAAAGAAAGGAGAGGCGUGAUACCGGUCUGUAAUCAUUGAUGUCAGAGGGAUCCAAAGCAGGUUUCUUUAGUAUAGGGAUAACCCUUGCUUGCUUAAAGGCAGUUGGUACCUGUACCUGAAAUGGUACCUGAAAGGGUACCUGAAAUGAGACGCAGUGAAUAUAGAAACACUGUAUAACAGUGCGUUGUGUCACAGGCUCUUAUAGUGAACAUGAAUAAAAUUACAUUACAUAUAGCAAAAAAAACAAAAAACAAAUUAACAUAAUUCAGUCUCACAAGUUUCCUUUCACUGCAGCAAAAAAAACCACAGUCCACCCCGGGGAUCUGGAAUGAAGGCAAACUGAAAACCCAGGAAAAAAAAGCAUAAAUGCUUUAAAACCCAAAGCAUAAAUGGUUCUUGAAAAAGCUUACCAACUAUUAUGAAGAAUCAAAAGGAUUUUCUUGAAAAGUCUGCCUUGAAAAUGCAUUUGUAAGGAUGCCUCUGACUACUCACAAUUAUCCAAUCAAAAGACGUGAAAUUGCUGACGUAAUCGUACGCCUGCUAGAUGGCCCCAGUGACGCCAACUCGAAAUCUGAUUGGUUAAUAGAACAGUUUCAUUGCCACUUAUUUUAAGCUCCGGGCGCCUGCACUAUUGAUUCUGAAGGCCUUAAGGUGGGGCAACACAUGAUGUCAUCCACUAACUGAAAUAUGAUUGGAUAAAUACUCUUAUCAUAAAUAUACACUACUGAAAGCAGCGAAACUGAGAGAAAAGCUAUGAAAUGUAGAGAAUAGACUAUUGGGAAUAAUUUAAUACACAUUCAUGGAAGAAUAUAUUAAAUGCAAGUCAGUGAUUCAGAUCACUGCUGUUUAGUCCAGCAGAGAAGGCCUUGCUGACCCUGACGGUCCACCACUGUGGGAAACACAAUACAGUAAAAAGAACAGUGCAGUUAAUGCCAAAGUUUCCACAAUAAACAGAAAUAAUCUGUUCAGUGCUGUUCAUCAUCUGAAUC